Messenger RNA from Meloidogyne enterolobii, 402 nucleotides. The record is from the annotation of a GenBank genome assembly. Lineage: Eukaryota; Metazoa; Nematoda; Chromadorea; Rhabditida; Meloidogynidae.
AUGCUGAAUGACGAAAUUAGAAAGGGAGUCUCUAAAAGGAAGGGACGUGGCUUUGAAGGAUCUCAAAAGAGUAAUGUGAAGGAAUAUGAAACGCUUGGUGAUGAUGGUUUUUAUGGGCCGCAGCGUUCUGUUGAGGGUUGGAUAAUUUUUGUUACAAAUGUCCAUGAAGAAGCGCAGGAGGAAGAUGUAAAAGAUCUCUUCAAAGAUUAUGGAAAUGUAUUAAAUAUGCAUUUAAAUCUUGAUCGACGAACUGGCUACUUUAAAGGUUAUGCAAUUGUUCAAUUUGAGACGCAAAAGGAAGCAGCUGAUGCUAUUGCUGGAUUGAAUGGCUAUGACUUUCUUGGUCAAGAAUUAUCAGCCGAUUGGUGCUUUGUUAAGGGAGGUCGUGACAAGAGACGUUAA